GGACAUAGUUGUAUUUCUUCAUUACUCUGGUUCUUUGUCGCAGCCAACAUUACUUGUGCCGAGCUCGGAAGGGUUGCUGAUUCAGCUUGGCUGAGUUGGCGUUUGUGGAUCCUUAUUUAACACAUUACAGCCAGGAAUUGCCGACUAGAUCAACAUGGCUGCAAACUAUUGGGAAUCAACUCAGCGACGCCAUUGGCAGUUCUCCAAGGAUGAACUCGCAGAAAUGCGGGAGAAGCUGGAGGAGAGCGAGCAGAGCUUAGUACAAAUGUUCCCCUUGCCACAGCGAAGGCACCUCAAUAUAUAUUUCAAUCAACAACUGGGUAGGCUUGGCAAGAGACUCGGUGUCAGACAGCAAGCUCUUGCAACUGCUCAGACCUAUCUCAAGCGCUUCUAUUGCACAGUCGAAAUCCGCCGAACGAACCCUUACCUUGUCAUCGCGACCGCACUAUACUUGGCUUGCAAGAUGGAAGAGUGCCCCCAGCAUAUCAGGCUGGUUGUGUCAGAAGCGCGGUCUCUGUGGCCUGUAGAUUCCCUGACUCUUGAUAUAUCACGACUCGGAGAAUGCGAAUUCUUCAUGAUAUCCGAGAUGCAUUCGCAGUUGAUUGUCCACCAACCGUACCGGACCCUUACAAACCUUCAGUCAGAUCUGUUCUUGUCUCAGGAUGAAUCCAACCUUGCUUUAUCUAUUAUCAACGACCACUACAUGACCGACCUUCCCCUCCUCUACCCACCUCAUAUAAUAGCCCUCACGGCGAUUCUACUAGCCCUUGUUUUACGUCCCAAUAGUCCUGGUGGAACGGCAACAAGUAUGGCUGCUGCAACUGCUGCACUAGCACAAGUACAGGCGCAAGCAUCGUCUAGAGCUAGUGGUAGCAAUGCGAACCAAAAUGCGUCCGGUGUUUCGGAGAAAGAGAGGCAACAAGAAGCCCGAUUAAAUAAAGUUCAACGCUACGCAGGUUUCCUUACUGAGAGCAACGUCGACAUUGAAGGGAUGGCCGACUGCACCCAAGAGCUAAUAUCAUUUUAUGAAUGUCAUGAGCAGUACAAUGACAAAAUUACUCGGGAGCAGAUCAAUCGCUUCGUAAAGGCAAGGGGACUUGAUAAGCCUUAGGCACCUCGAGAUACGGAGGUAUGCUCGAUACAGGUAGACGAGAUGCUCCGAAAAAGGAAUUGCUGGCCAUUGGCUAUUCUAUCCUCUCUGCCAGGUCU
Molecule: messenger RNA, 1209 nt
Organism: Xylaria bambusicola
Lineage: Eukaryota; Fungi; Ascomycota; Sordariomycetes; Xylariales; Xylariaceae
Product: cyclin domain-containing protein
Exons: 4
Coding region: 155-1111 (318 amino acids)
Biological process (GO): positive regulation of transcription by RNA polymerase II
Cellular component (GO): nucleus; mediator complex
Molecular function (GO): cyclin-dependent protein serine/threonine kinase regulator activity
Source: RefSeq, a predicted model, not a curated record